GUAAAUGGUGAAUGCCGGGUCCUGGGGAGAGCGAUAUAGUGAAUGCGGGGGUCCGGGGAGAGCGGAUUAUAGUGAAUGCGGGGUCCGGGGAGAGCGGAAAUGGUGAAAUGCCGGUCCGGGGAGGAGCGGAAAUGGUGAAUGCGGGGUCCGGGGAGAGCGGAUAUAGUGAAUGCGGGGUCCGGGGGAGUAGCGGAUAUAGUGAAUGCGGGGUCCGGGGAGAGCGGAUAUAGUGAAUGCGGGGUCCGGGGAGAGCGGAUAUAGUGAAUGCGGGGUCGGGAAGAGGGAUUAUAGUGACUGCGGGGUCCGGGAGAGCGAAAUGGUAAUGCGGGUCCGGGGAGAGCGAAAUGGUGAAUGCCGGGUCCCGGGGAGAGCGGAAUAUAGUGAAUGCGGGUUCCGGGGAGAGCGUCAUAUGAGUGAAUGCGGGGUCCGGGGAGAGCGGAAAUGGUGUGAAUGCCGGGUCCGGGGAGAGCGGACAUGGUGAAUGCCGGAAGAGCGGAUAUAGUGAAUGCGGGGUCCGGGGAGAGCGGAUAUAGUGAAUGCGGGGUCCGGGAGAGCGGAAAUGGUGAAUGCCGGGUCCGGGGAGAGCGGAUAUAUGAAUGCGGGGUCCGGGG
Messenger RNA from Staurois parvus, 611 nucleotides. The record is from the annotation of a GenBank genome assembly. NCBI's taxonomy places the organism in Eukaryota, Metazoa, Chordata, Amphibia, Anura, Ranidae.